AAGGGGUGGAGUCUCACAGCUGGGACGCUGACCAAGUGAGCUAGAUCUAAUCUGAGCCAUCAAGCUUGGAGAUGAGAAGUUCCUAUUAUCAUUUGACGCGUUGCUGUCUCUGCUCCCAGCUUGAUUGAAAGGCGUUUUGCGCGAGGCCGAUAUGAAAUCCACGCAGCGGCUUGGCAGCCGCCUGCAUAGCUAAGAACAGACAGGGACGUGGAAACUAUCUCCCCGAUGCGUCACCACUGAACCGACGAGCGGAUCAACAAUGGCAACCUGUCGCUGAAGCGCACGGAUCGUCGCCAUGACGUGUAAACAGUCGAUAAACUGGACCGGAACCAGUCCUGAUCGGUUCUGACGGCCGGGUGAGAAUAGGACCGCUGCGAAUACAAAUCCGGGGUGGGUGGAGGAGGGAAGGGGGGGUGAUUGCACCGUAAACACGCCGAGUGUCGCCAUGUGGAGCCCGGUGACACGCGUGUGGAGAGUUGCUGCGUGCUGCUUGCUGUUGCACACAUUCCUGCACAUUUCCGAAGGUCUUAAUUUGUGUAUGAGUGGCAGCGCAAGUUCCUGUGAAGAAUGCCUCCUGAUUCACCCCAGUUGCGCCUGGUGCGCACAAGAGGAUUUUGGGAGGGGGCGCACCCUGACGUCACGCUGUGAUUUUGUUCAAAACCUACACAAGAGGGGUUGCGAGAGCCGCUUUGUCGAAUCCCCGACUAAUAGCAUCACGGUGCAGAAGAACAUGCCGCUGAGCUCCAAGGGGUCUGGUUUGACCCAGCAGGACGUGGUCCAGAUUAGACCUCAGAGUAUCUCACUCAGUUUACGACCAGGAGAGCAGACAUGGUUUGGGAUCCAGGUGCGCCAGGUGGAGGACUACCCAGUGGACCUGUACUACCUGAUGGAUCUCUCGCUUUCCAUGAAGGAUGACCUGGACACCAUUCGGAACCUGGGCACUAAGCUGGCCCUGGAGAUGGGCAAGCUCACCAGUAACUUCCGUCUUGGCUUCGGCUCCUUUGUGGACAAGAACAUGUCGCCUUUCUCCUACACGGCGCCCAAGUAUCAGGAGAAUCCAUGCAAUGGGUACAAACUGUUCCCAAACUGCGUGCCCACGUUCGGUUUCCGUCACAUCUUGUCUCUGACGGACAAAGUGGACCGCUUCAAUGAGGAGGUGCAGAAGCAGAUGGUCUCCCGCAACCGGGACGCGCCCGAGGGCGGGUUUGACGCUAUUCUGCAGGCGGCGGUUUGCAAGGAGGAGAUUGGCUGGAGGAAGGAGGCGUACCACUUGCUAGUGUUCGCCACCGACGACGUGCCUCACCUGGCCCUGGACGGCCGUCUAGGUGGCAUCGUGCAGCCUCAUGACGGCCGUUGUCACCUGGAUGACAACAAUGAGUACAGUGCCUCCACUCGCUUGGAUUAUCCCUCUCUGGCACUUCUGGGCGAGAAACUGGCAGAAAACAACAUUUUCCUCAUAUUUGCUGUCACUAAGCGAUUAUAUGUCAUUUAUAAGAAUUUCACGGCACUCAUACCGGGAACGACAGUGGAGAUUCUUGACCAAGACUCAAAAAACGUCAUCCAGCUCAUCGUUGCAGCCUACAAUAACAUCCGCUCCAAAGUGGAGCUGACAGUGUGGGACCAGCCCGAGGACCUCAGCCUCUCCUUCACCGCCACUUGCCAGGAUGGCGAGCCACUACCCGGCCUCAGGAAGUGCGCCGACUUAAAAAUUGGCGACACGGUGUCAUUCAACGUGAGCGUGGAGGCGAGAAGUUGUCCUCCUCGCGGCACCGACCACAGUUUCACAAUUAAGCCGGUGGGCUUUAAGGACCGCCUGCAGGUUGGCAUCGAGUACCAGUGUGAAUGCGGCUGCACCCGGUCGGCGCAAAUCAACAGCACCAUCUGCAGCUCCAUUGGCACGUACAAGUGUGGGAGCUGCCAAUGCGAGCCGGGCUACCUUGGUGCCCGCUGCGAGUGCCAGGAGGGGGAAGCAAGCAGCAUCCACCUGGGCGCCUGCCGAGAGGCCGAGGGCAAGCAGUUGUGCAGCGGGCGCGGCGAGUGCAGCUGCAACCAGUGCCUGUGCUACGAAUCCGAAUUCGGCAAAAUCUACGGCAGCUUCUGCCAGUGUGACGACUUCUCGUGCGCCCGGCACAAAGGCAUUCUUUGCUCAGGUCACGGCGAGUGCCACUGCGGCGAGUGCAAGUGCCACGCCGGCUACAUCGGGGACAACUGCAACUGCUCCACAGAGAUGGCGUCGUGCAUCGCCGACAACGGGCAGAUGUGCAGCGGGCGCGGCAACUGCGUUUGCGGACGUUGCCAAUGCACGCACCCCGGCGCUUUUGGGGACACGUGCGAAAAGUGCCCCACCUGCCCCGACGCCUGCGACACCAAAAGAGAAUGCAUCGAGUGCCGGCUUUUCAACUCGGGAAAACUCUCAGACAACCAGACUUGCCAGCGUCUGUGCAAGGAUGAAAUCAUCACAGUGGAGACUCUCAAAACGGACGAACCAGGUGCCGUGCUGUGCCUCUACAAGACUGACAACGACUGCGUGAUGAAGUUCACAUACUUGGAACAUGACAGUGGACAGUCCGUUCUCACCGCCCUGACGGAACCAGAAUGCGGUGGAGGUCCAGACGCCCUCAUGGUCCUGCUGGCAGUGGUGGGAAGCAUCCUUCUAGUCGGACUGGUGCUUCUCGGCGUCUGGAAACUGGUCAUCACCAUCCACGACCGGCAGGAGUUUUCACGCUUCCAGAACGCUCGCUCGCGUGCACGAUAUGAGAUGGCAUCCAACCCGCUUUACAAGCAGCCUGCCUCAUCCAGUUUUGGUGAGACAGACAUGUUCGACAAGCCCUACAAUGGAGGGGUCCACUGAGCCCUUGGCAUGUGGGGCGGCAGGACCGGUCCAGCAAGAACAAACCCUUAUGGGGGGCACGGGCCCAAUACAGACUGAGGCCUCCCCUUUCCUCAACAGGGCUACAGAAGUGAAAGUAAAAGACUAGUCUUGAAGAAGCAGCUUCACUCCAUUGCAGUGAGCAGCAAGUCAUCCACAUCUGAAUGAUAGCAACAAGCUAAGCUGGCUGCAGAUCACAUUUGUAUGUAUAUAAUAUUUUUAUAAACACAAAAAAAAAAAAUCUUUGUCAGGCUUUGCACCCUGCAGCUUUCCCACACUAAAUAAAAUCACAUUUGCUCGGGAGGAUCACAGAAUAGGGGGACUGUGACCUCAAUGUGCUUCUACUAACUCUACAAAAAAAAUGUAAGUAAUAAAUUGUCCAUGGCUACUACUGAUUAACAAAAUGCAAACAUCAUUUUGUUCACUGAAGAUUUAGGCUUUUCCUUGAUUUCCUUUUUUUGCUUUUUUUUCUAACAGAGAUGACUUUUUCUGAUUGGCUAAAACAAACUAAUGUUUUGGGGUUAUAGGUGCUGGUGCUUUGGCAUGCACAUGACAGGCUGGUGAUGCAAAAUGUGUUUUCUGACAAGACAGUGUGGUAAAAAUAUGUUUUUGAACAUAGCUGGGUACACGCAGACAGAUUAGGGGGCAUUUCUGUGAGGGUUUGUGUGUGUUGCGUUUCUGUGUGUGUAUAAUUGCAAGUCAGGGUAGCGUUUAAAGGUGUGGACAUUGCAGAUCUAAUCCAGCAACCUGCAGGUACUAUGGUUUUAUACUGAUUCAGAUCAAUAAUAACACAACCGUAUUGUUGCAAUAUUAUGCCAAGGAUAAUAAAAUUACACAGGGAUUAGGUUAUAAAAGGAUGGGAAAAAAAGAUUAGUUUCUAAUCACUAAGUGUAAAUCUGUCAUUUUUAUAUACCCCAGCAACAAUGUCAGACUGAUGCUCUUAAUUGCUGUUCCAGUGCCAGUAAACAAGGACAUGGCAUCCUGACAUCGAUUAUUUAGAUCUGGUGGGAAUCUAAAUUCAGGGCAUCACACUUCAACACCUUUUCUCCUUUUUUAUAGCUCUGGUGCUACCCCCGAAGCCGGGAAAUUGCCACCUUUUACAGACAGUGGGAGGAGAGUAGUCACACUCCUGCACUUUCACAAAAUAUCCAGCAGGGAUUUUUAAGAUGAAAAAAGAGCACACAAAUUUACCAGCAUUGCAAUGAUCUUUUUUUAUUAUCAUGGUGGCAUAAUUGGCAAUAAUCACUUAUGAGAUUGGGUGGCAUAUGCGAGACAACAGUCUCAACAUUUUAUACUGUUAACUAUAUUUGUUACCAUUAACUUUAAAGAACACAACUUGCACUUUUAAUACUACAGUGACUCAAUAAUGUGUGCUCCCGGAGUUUUGUGUGUGUGGUUAGCAUCAAAUGUAAAUAUGGAGUGGGUAUGAAAGUUUUCACUGCACGAUUUGGACUGUAACUGGCUACACGUUGUGGUAACACGCAGUCGCACAAUCAGGCUAGGUGCAUCUUUGUGUGACUGCACAACAUAGACACAAUAAAUGAGCUUUUUCCAGAAGAA
This is a messenger RNA of Syngnathus acus (greater pipefish), 4429 nucleotides long. It is a transcript of the gene itgb5, whose product is annotated as integrin, beta 5. Gene Ontology annotation, molecular function: integrin binding. NCBI's taxonomy places the organism in Eukaryota, Metazoa, Chordata, Actinopteri, Syngnathiformes, Syngnathidae. Bases 446 to 2851 code for a protein of 801 amino acids. The record is from RefSeq and is a predicted model, not a curated record. Gene Ontology annotation, biological process: cell adhesion mediated by integrin; cell migration; cell-matrix adhesion. The transcript has 16 exons. Gene Ontology annotation, cellular component: integrin complex; cell surface; focal adhesion.